Hansenula anomala is the source of this 975-nucleotide messenger RNA. RefSeq lists its product as uncharacterized. The transcript has 2 exons. Gene Ontology annotation, molecular function: mRNA binding. Lineage: Eukaryota; Fungi; Ascomycota; Saccharomycetes; Phaffomycetales; Wickerhamomycetaceae. The annotation marks the transcript as partial. Gene Ontology annotation, biological process: regulation of mRNA stability involved in response to oxidative stress. Gene Ontology annotation, cellular component: nucleus; post-mRNA release spliceosomal complex; cytoplasm. The record is from RefSeq and is a predicted model, not a curated record.
GGUAGAGGGGGCUACAGAAGUGAAGGUAGAUUUGGCGACAGUCAAGCUCCUCACAGUAAGUCUGAUAGAAAUUACGAGAACAGUAUUUUUGUUGGUAACUUACCAUUCGACUGUGAUUGGAGCCAAUUGAAGGACCAUUUUCAAGGUGUUGGUAAUGUUAUUCGUGCUGAUAUCGUUACACAAAAUGGUCGCCCUCGUGGUAUGGGUACUGUCGAAUUUUCAUCCAAAGCAGAAGUUGAAAGAGCCAUUAGCCAAUUUGAUCAUACUCCAUUUUUAGACCGUGACAUUUUCGUCAGACAAGAUAAUCCACCGCCAUCAUCGAAUGGAAGAAGAGAUAGAUACUCUGAUAGAGGUUAUGGUAGAGAUUUUGGUGGAAGAGAUGAUAGACCUCAACAUAAAGGUUAUGAAGUUUUUGUUGCAAAUUUACCUUUCUCAAUCAACUGGCAAGCUUUGAAAGAUAUCUUCAGAGAAUGUGGUACUAUAAUUCAUGCUGAUGUCAGACUAGACAAUUAUGGUAGAUCAAGAGGGUUUGGUAUUGUUUCUUUUGAAAAUAAGGAAGAUGUUGAUAAUGCUAUUAAGAGAUUUAAUGGUUAUGAAGUUGAAGGAAGAGCACUUGAUGUCCAUGAAGGUAAGAACAAUGCAGCUCUAAAUGAAGGCUCUAGCUUCACCGAACGCCCAUCUUCUGUUGUUAACUCUCAAUUUACUGAAGGCGUAGUGGGAAAUGGUGAAAGAAAUGGAACCAUUUUUGUUGAGAACCUACCAUUUGCAACGUCUAACCAAGAUUUAUUGGACUUGUUUGACACCGUUGCUCAAGUUGAUACCGCUGAAAUCAAAUUUGAUUCUACUGGAAGACCUUCAGGCUCAGCAGUUGUUAAAUUUGGAAACGAAGAAUCCGCUGAAGCUGCUAUUGAAAAGCUGAACGGUUAUACCUACGGGGGACGUGAACUUAACAUCACAUUUGCUAAAUUACCAUGA